Pistacia vera is the source of this 1126-nucleotide messenger RNA. Its product is annotated as small heat shock protein, chloroplastic-like. The transcript has 2 exons. Bases 314 to 949 code for a protein of 211 amino acids. The record is from RefSeq and is a predicted model, not a curated record. Lineage: Eukaryota; Viridiplantae; Streptophyta; Magnoliopsida; Sapindales; Anacardiaceae.
UUAAUAAAAAGGGUUUCUUUCAUUUCCCAUGUGACAUCAUUUUGUUAAGAAAGAAAAGAUUAAAUAUCUUCCUAUCAAUUACAUUAAUUGGGAUUGCAAAACUGUUACAUUUGAUUGAGAUUCCAAACUUUUAUAUGUUAAUUCAAACUUCAUAAUGAAUCCAGUCGAAGAACUAAGUUGAUAUGUAAACAGAAUUCUUCAGUAUUCCAGAAUCUCUCUCCUCUCUCUGGAACUUUCUCCACCUUUCCUCAAUCUCCUACUCCUACUAUAAAUAACCACUUAAACUGUUAAUCCGCGCACCGAAAACAAAAGAAUGGCGUCAUCAAUUGCUUUGAGGAGGGGUAUCUGCAGCAGCACCUCAACUUCAACUCUCUUUACCCAGCUCCUCCGCCCCGCUUCUCUUUCUCGUUCUUUCAACACCAACGCUCAGCUCUCUAAUCGUGAUGAUGGUAACCGCAACGUCGAUGUUGAGCGUCGCUCUGAUCGCUCUGUCUCCGCCCGCCGUGCCGCUUCUUCCUCUCCCUCUUUCUUCCCAGACGUGUUUGACCCCUUUUCACCAACAAGGAGUCUGAGCCAGGUGCUGAACCUGAUGGACCAGUUCAUGGACAACCCUUUUUUCUCCCGUGGUAUAGCUUCACCAUCUCGCAGAGGGUGGGAUGUCAAGGAAGAUAAGGACACUCUUCUCCUGCGAAUGGACAUGCCUGGACUUAGCAAGGAAGACGUCAAAAUCUCCGUAGAAAACAAUACUCUCAUCAUCAAGGGAGAAGCUCAGGAAGAAUCAGAUGAUGAAGAGAGUGCAAGGAGGUUCUCUAGCAGACUUGAUCUUCCUCCCACCUUGUAUAAACUAGAUGAAAUCAAAGCUGAAAUGAAGAAUGGUAUCUUAAAGCUGGUGGUGCCUAAAGUGAAGGAGGAAGAGAGGAAGGAUGUUUAUCAUGUCCAGGUUGAGUGAAUAAAGGGGUUGUCGAGAGUUUUGUAUAAUAGUUUAAAAGUAGGGUACUUGUAGUUGUAGUUAUAUAAAUUGGCUUUUACGUUUUAGGUACUUGGAUUUGAUUUUAAUGUUAAAUGUAAUAGAGAAGAAGUUUGCUUAAAAUAAAUAUAAAUAACUACAAGUGCAGAAUUUCUUUAU